GUAAAAGCCCUGAACCCGCGAAGGUCUCGCUACGUAGUCAAAGCUUCCUUCGGUUUCAGUCAUAAAGAAGGUUUAUUAGUGGCCUAAGCUGCAUUGUCAGUCCACAUUUCAUCAAAUUAGUAAAUGGCAAUUGGAAGGUAAGGGUAGAAACUAAAUGAUUGUUUAUUUUGCGAGUGCAAACUCAAUGCAAACGAUCUGUAAACUUUGCUCUUUGCCAUUCGAUAUGGAUCGAUUUUGAUCGAGAUCCUUCGCUUCCAUGUUGGCUUAUUAAUCUGUUUCUACUUUGUUCUAAAAUAAGGAAGAACCACUUAUUUCAUUUAUGAAUAACUGCAGCAAAACUUACGAUAGUCGCUUUGUUGUGUGUAGUGACUGUGCGGCAAAAGACCUUCGGCAUUUCAGCUUGGAAGCGUUGGCCGUCGACGAAUCGACCACGAGAAAGAGAAAGGCAAGUAUAGAAUUAUCACCUUCAUGCUUUUCUGGCAAGGCAAGAUUAAACGUAUUUUAUCAACUUAUAGAAAGAUUCGACUUCAAGAGGAGCCGUGAGCAAGCGAAGCAGAGCGGGGCAACAAGAAAAGGUAAUACAAUCGACCCCAUUUCCCGCCAUGUCCUAAACACUCCCGCCAUUUUGGAAUGGGCACAUUGUUUGUUGUGAUUGCUUGAUUCACAAAGAAAAUCAAAUUCUUCCAACAUGCAUCGUCUCCUUUAUUUAAUAACAACCCCUCUUCUUCCUCAUCUGUUGUGGUGACUUCGAAAUUCGAAGGUUUGACGAGAUUUUUCGACGUUCACAUUCCCUUGAUUGUUAUAUAAACACUCGUUCCUAUUUCAUCAGCUUCAAAGCGAAUGCAGCUUAUAUAAUUGAUUCUUCAAAGGGACCUUUGUGAUUUCUUUAGAAGUAUGACAUAAUAUUUCAUUUAAAGAUAUUUCGAGAAUUUUAAAGUGUAUUUUACGUUUAUUUGACUGCUUAAACUUUGGCGUGGCUCGGAUUUGAUUAGCGCCCCUGAUCAUCAUCACUGAACGGGUGGCUUCAUUGUUUGACUUCCCCAAGCAACAAGUGCCAUGAAUUUAAUGACUGUUUUGAGCUAUUCUUCCAUUUCGUUAUCUCAGAUGAGUAGUAUCGAGUGAAACAAACUCUUUAAUGCUCAAUCGCCUUGCAUGUAGAAAGUAAGUUGUAUUGAAGAAACGUGACAGUAACUUUAAUACAAAAAAUACAAUUUAAUUAAUCUCUCAAGGAGCUUUCAACAAGUUUCUUAUUAUGCCAGAGAUUUUAUCCUAUAUAUUUAGAUAUUUGGUUAAAUAUGAAAAAACGCUUCAGUCUCUCUUCCCUUAAAGGACCUGUUAAAAUUUAAUACAGAAAACAAAUAAACUAUGACUGGAAUAUAUAUUAAAUAUAAAUUUCUUCAAAAUAAUCCAUUUCACGUUAGGCCUUAAAAAGAUAUUUUCGGUUAGAUUGCCAGUUUUGUGGUAUUUUUUUUUUCACUUCUUGUGGUAGGACAAAAUAUUGAUCAACCAUAGACAGAUUUUUUCUUGAGUUUUAAAACUAUUUUUUUAUUAAACAUGCCAAUCUUUAAUAAGUCAAUGAACACUGUUAAAAUUGAAAAUUGAGAAUUGGCGAGAUAAACAAGCCUUUUUACAGUGUAUGUGCUGUGUGGUCCUACAAAUCUUGAAAUGCCUCAAAAAUUAUUUUUAUUUUUUAAAGUAGAAGUGAUACAAUUUUGCCAACCAAGCAAUGCCAAGAAUGUUCAUAAAUCAGGAAUCAACUUUGGUACAUCAAUAUUGAAAGAUUUUUUAUUCAUAGCAUGGCUUAGACAGUUUGGUUUUUCUUUUCUUAGUGUACUAUAAUGUGUUAUUACUUCAAUAAUAGAUUUGCAAUUUGCUUCCCCUGAAUAACAUACCGUCUUGGAAUAUAAACUGUUUUAAAUAGCUAGGUUAAGUUCUUUUCAUCAGUGGAACUUCUUUGAAGCCCUGGGGACAAAGAAUAAAUUAUAUUGCCCUGGAUGAAUAAUAAUAAUAAUAUUAACAGUCAAACGUCUAAAGGAUGUUCCAUGGUACAGACACAUUCUAUAUUAGGGACUAUAGACCUUAUUCAAGAUACCCGCCAUCUUUGUAUGCACUUAGUUUUAUGAUUGAUGGAAUAAACGUCAUAUCACAUGGUUUCUCAGGGGGUAAACAGAUGAUAAUAUUUGCCAAUACGAGUAAUCACCGUCAAGUUUAUUUGUUUAUUGGCUCAAAGUGAAACAGCAAUUUAAGUCAUGCAAAAUGUACAGUUUGUGUUUCGAAAAGUUAAUUGCUUGCUGUGAUGACAUCUAUGGUCGUAGCUGCAUCCCAAAAAGUAACAAUGAUCAGUUCUACCCAUAAUUUGCCAUUAUCAUCUUUAAUAGUAAAAGUUCUUAAUGAAUUAUUUUCUGUUGUUUAGAAUAAAUAAACUUAACUGUGCUUUCUUGUAUUAGCAGAGUUUAUCACUUGUUUGCUCCCUGAGAAACCAUGGUAUCAUGAAUAAGGUCUAUUCUCAUUGUCCAAAAGACAUCAAGGGUGGUUUGCAUCAUCCGGGACAUUGACAAGUGUUGCUACGACCACGGUUACGUGGAACAUUGUUUGAUGAAUAGGAAUGAUGUCACUGCUAUACAUGUAGGGAUAUAAUCCAUUGUUAGGUUAAACCUGUUUUAAAGAGAGGAUAAUUUCAGAGUCUUCAUUAAAAGCUGGCAACUAGCUAAAAAACCUGCUCCUCUGAGGUCUGAGCCAUCUACUUUAAGGGGUAAAGUGAUGAAGUGAAAGCCUCAUAUUGCCUACAGCACUUGAUUGCCAAGCUGCCUCCUUUUAUAUCCUAUCUGUUUACUUUAAAACUUAAUGAAAACCCAGGUUAGAACCCCAGCAAAAGCUGACCUGAAAAGGUUAAACACCGGGUUAACCUGAGAACAGAUUUUAACUGUAACAUGACUUCUUUUUACCAAUUUUAUUCUGACACCAAAGUGUGCAUUGUUGUUUUUACUUGAAUUUUUGAAGAUUUUAGGAAAAUGGAAAGCAUGCCAACUGGACACGUUUGAAAGAGUGAAACUGAAGUGUCUUGUCUGUAUAAGUUUUCUGAUUGCAAUAAAAUUAAUUAUAUCAACUUUCUGGUUUUUUCCUGUGAAGCAGGACGUCGCAAAUACACCUGUGUGUUUCAUUUUCUACCCAAAUUUGGUUUUUAAUCAAAUAAAAGAAAAUAAAACAUUAUACGCUUACAUGUAUGUAGCUCUGAAAACCUUUUGUGUGCUCUACACUUAUCUGUUAUUUUAGAAAGCACUUUACAAGUGAAGACAAAUAAACAAUUAAAAUAUCAAAUAAUAAUUAAAUGCUUUUAACAAUAAUUCAUUUCUUAAUCGCUGUCAACAAGGUUUCCUGGAGAUACAGGCUGUAGUCAUGUUCAAAAUGAAUGUAUGACAAGUUGAUUUCCUUGUACUGCAUGUACGUGAUACUUAACACCUCUGGGUCACUUAUUCCUAAAAACGAUACAUAUGAAUAUUUGCAUUGGCCAGGCAUCAAUCUCUAUAAACCAAUUAAUGGUAACAUGUAAUAUGUUAUUAUAAAGGUAGUGUUUUAUUCUCUUACAAGACGUAUGUGUCAUUGUCUACAGAUGAUAAUAAUCAGCUUUUUUCUUCCCUUUGGUCGAACUUUAAUACUUUAUUGAAAUUAAAGUAAUCCUUGUGCAUUUUUUGGAUCAUGUAAUUCUUUGUUGGCACAGUGACAAUGUUUACAUUAUCUUUUUUGGUAAAACCUGUAGCAGUAGUGAAACAGGUAUUGGGUCAUGGAAUCCAAAGUAAAUGUGCAUCCAAGUGAAUUCAGGUCAAAAUAUGGGUUGUACGACAUUUAAAGAGUCUAAGUGAUGAUGCACUAUAAAAAUUUUAUCUAAUUUUGAAAUAGAUAGUGAUGAAGAGAAACAGAUUUCUAGGCAAACUAAACCCUCACAGCUUGCAGGAAAAGGGAAAUUUAACAUUGUAUAUUGACUGAAUUUUUUUGGUAGAUUAGAGUAAAGUGGGUGGGAAAACUCCAGCUAAAUAAACUAGAUUCUUUUGUCUCAGGAACAAUGAGAUAUGUAGUUACGGUCUAGGUAGCUUAUAAAGAUUUGCAUUAAAUUGCCAACUGUAGCUCUUUUCUGCAAACAGAAACUAUACUUGGUUAUGUUUUUUAAGUCUGCAUGCUGUGUUCAUUCUUGAUUGCAACAUUAUUUUGUAUAUAAGCCACACUGCAGUACAUUCACACUUGUAAACUUAUUGGCCCGCUUGUUUCUGAUGUAAAUUUGCCGUAUACAAGACAAAAGCCAUUUUAUUUAUGUUGAGAUAAAAUAAGGUUAUGAAAUGAAAACAUUCUAUUAUGAAGUUAUUGUUUAUUUUUUAUAGAGAACCCACAUGUCAAUGCAAGCUCCCUGUAGUGCAGAGGGAAGUAUUGGUGGCCUUUCGAGGGUAGAAACAAGGAGUCAGCGACAGUUAAAGGCUUUAAAAGAGCACACUGCAAGUAAUGAGAUACCAGAGAGAACAAAAUCUGCUAAUUUUACGUUCACCAAUUGUUUUAUUCCCGUUGUUAAAAAUGUUAUUCCUCUCCCUGAACUUGACUGGGCUGAUCCAAAAGAGGUGUGGUCAAUAAUGCUACACAAGGAUCGCAAAUACUGCCGAGAUCCACUGUAUUUUAGAAGACAUUCAUUUCUCCAGCCAAGAAUGCGGGCAAUUCUACUGGACUGGCUAACAGAGGUGAGUUUGAUUCGUGGAAUCAAAUUGCAUCUUUCAGUUACAUGAACCAGGGUUGGUCACCUCAAUUCAUAAAACUGUAUGUUCAUUACACUGUUUUGCUGAAGUCCAAGUAAUAACACUACAUUUUCUGUACAUGUAUGUACAAAACAUUAAUUUUACACUGUAAGGCUGUUCUCAUACUAUGCCGGAUAGCUUUUGCACAGGGCAUGAAAACCAUACCUGAUACAUGUAGCACUUUUGUUCUCACAUAAGAAUGUUGAUUUUAGCAUGAUUUCUGUAGCAAAGCAAAGCUGCCCUGCUCUGAUCUCUUCAGUGGAGAGUCUUAUAUCGCAUAGGUGUGCACAUAGGUACUACAUUUGUAUAGCUUCUCAUGUCGGCAUGCAAAGUUAUCCAGUUUAGUUUGAACAUAGCUUCAAAUACCCAGCCACUCUUACUGUGAUAAUUGCGGCUUUUUGUAAAUAAUAACUUUCAGUGCCUUUUGUGAUAUAACUUGGGUAUUCUGUUGUUGCUCUACCCCCCACCCUCAAUUCCACCCUUUCUGUCUUACUUCCAAGAAGUGAGUGCAUACUUAUCAACUGUAUGUUCCUAUCAUUAAAAUUGACAACUCCUGUGUACAAAAGAGGCCAUAUUGCUGACAUUGUCUUUCUGACAUCUUUCAUGUGUUGAUUUUCUAGGUGUGUGAAGUCUACAAGCUUCAUAGGGAGACGUAUUAUUUAGCACUGGAUUUUAUUGAUAGAUAUCUGUCUAUUAAGCAUGAUAUUGCAAAACAAAGAUUGCAGCUUGUAGGAACAACAGCAUUGUUUAUUGCAGCUAAAAUUGAGGUAAGACUCUAUGCUUGUUUAAACUGCUCCUCUCGCUCUCACUCAGACAUGAUUACCCAAGAAAAAGAGGAUCUUGUUUACUGUGGGUAAUGUCGACCGAGAUAUCAGUCGACAUAGCGGUCGAUAUGGCGGUCGAUAGUCAGUCGACAGUCGGUCGACAGUCGGUCGAUAGUCGGUGGAUGGUCGGUCGAUAGUUGGUCGAUAGUCGGUCGAUAGUCGGUCGAUAGUGAGAUAGACUAUCGGUCGAUAUUUCGACGACGCACCUCGACUUGCUAUCGGUCAUAUGUCGGUGAUAUAUCGGUCAACUGUCGGUGGUAUAUCAGUCAACUGUCGGUGGUAUAUCGGUGAACUGUCGGUGGUAUAUCGGUGAACUGUCGGUGGUAUAUCGGUUAACUGUCGUUCGAAUAUCAGUCGUGUGUUAAUUUAUCAGGUGAGUCCAAUGGCUUUUUUUUUAAGCAAAGACGUCAUUAAUUACUGUUCAUGACAUGCUUUAAGAGCGAGGAAUACACAUCUUUUAUUAUCGGGCUUUGACCUGCUUCAUCACGCCAAGUUGUCGCUUGUGUAGAGACCACAAAUUAAACUUAUAUAUUUCUGUAUUGAAGACGGAAACAGCCCUUUGUUUAACGAUCAGUUAUUGAUAAAACGCGCAGAUAAUGUGCCGAGGAAGGUGACAAAAAUAUCCAGCAGGCUGAACACAUUCAUUUAUUGUGGGAUACGCUACGUUCUCAUUACAUUAUCCUGUCCUUUUGCUCUGUCCUUUCGCUUUAUAUUUAUAUUUUGUUCAAAAUAGAGACGACCAUGCGUAUACAGAAAUUAAUAUUGAAUGGUAAGUCACUUUUGGUCAUCCACGAAAAGGAAAACAGUAUGCGCCGCGUUAACAUUAAUAUUAUCUUAACUUGUUAAGGAAAAACAAGUUUAAAAAAAUGAACUGUAAAUACAUUUUUUCAUCAAUGUAGUUCUGAGUCGGUUGAAAAAUUCUCGGCAUAGGAAAAAUCAGCCAGAUAUAGGCCUUACACGGUGGGAAUAAAUCACAUAACAAGAAGCUGAAGGCCUAUCAUUCUCACUUAGCGGACUUCUUCAUGAUUCAAUUCUAGCCGGCUACGCGUAGCGAGACUCCCACCCCUGAAAAAAAAAACGAGGGGAGGAAACGUCUGCGAAAAGGUGGUGGGCAUCGAUACAGAUAGGCUAAAUCCCGUUCACAUGAAUUAAAAGAAAAGGCUAGAUAAAUGACUAAUAGCUAUUAAUCCGGAAUUUUGGCUAAGUACAUUGAAGUUUGAAAUUAAAAAAGCAGAAACACAAUCUAAAAAAACAGUUAGGUCCAAGCUAGAAAAUGCUUUCUAAUUCCUUGUUUUCCAAGCUAAAAAAUGUAGGAAAUGCUAAGUGUCGACCGACCAUCGACGGAGUGUCGACCAAUUACUGACCGAUACAUCGGUCAAGUAUCGACCAACUAUCGACCAACUAUCGGCGAAGUGUCGGCGAAAUGUCGGUGUAAUGUCGGCGAAGUGUCGGCGAAAAGUCGGCGAAGUGUCGGUGAACGAAAAGCUAUAUCGGCCGAGACACAUCUGGAACGACUAUCGACCGUGUCUCGACCGAGUGUCGACCCACUAUCGACCGACUAUCGACCGACUAUCGACCGCUAUAUCGACCGACUGUCGACCGAGCGUCGACCGAGUAUCGACCGAGUGUCGACCGAGUAUCGACCGACUGUCGACCGAGUGUCGACCGACUAUCGACCGAGUGUCGACCGCUAUAUCGACCGAUAUCUCGGUCGACAUUACCCACAGUAAACAAGAUCCGAAAAAGAUCUCUGAAGAAAUUAUCUGCUUGUGUUACUGAGUUAAUAAAGGCCUGUUCCAAAUGUUUUUGUUGUGCCAAAUUUAAUGCUAAUGAGGAAAAUCUUAGUAUUGCUCUUUCUUGCGUUAGAUUUGGUGCACGUUUAGUCUGACAUUUGAAAUGGGUCUACAUGUAGCACAAUUCAAACCUCUCAGGUACAUAGCCAUUCCAUCUAGGUGCACCUGGCCAGUCUGAGCUUACCCCAGUUCCGGGAUGGUAUGCAGUCCUAUGUCAAGGUUACCGUGCCCAUCAUUAUAUCUCCAGUACCCAUUUACACAGAAUGGAGCUAUCUGAUUUUUCUGACAAUUGGCUCUGUCCCUUUAGUGUUUGUAUCAAUUACAUGUACAGUGAUAAUUCUAACACAACAUUUGGAAACACCAUACCUGUACCGACCUAUUGUGAGAUAUGCUAGCUAGGAUUUGCACCUCCAAAUUUAAAUUGAAUUUAAUGGAGUGGACGCCAAUAAUAAUUAUCAUUGGUUUCAGCCCCUGUAAAUCUGAUUACACACAUUCUAGGCAUUCUACUGAUGAAGAGUUACAACUUAUAGAUAUUUCAAGCUACAACAAUUUGUCAUGUCCUCUAUGAAUUUAGGUCCCUAACUUCUUCAACAUGGUAUUGAGAAAUUGCCAGUACAAUUGUUCGGUUGAUUACAUGUAUGUUCACUUUAGCAUUGAAGGCUGAAUCUGUGAAUGUUAUGGGUUCCAAUGUUUUUACUAUUUUUUUCUUUCAGGAAAUUUACCCUCCAAAACUAAGUGAAUUUGCAUACGUGACAGAUGGCGCUUGUACAGAAAAUGAAAUCUUAGAUGAAGAACUUCUUAUGUUAAAGGUGAGCCAUCAAUCUUUGUGUUUGUGAUUACACAUACUUUUUGAUCUAUGAAUUGACUGUGCUCUCUUUUCCUUUUUCUCCCACAGGCUUUAAACUGGAAUCUAUCACCUAUAACAAUCAACUCCUGGUUAAAUAUUUAUUUACAGCUCUCUUGCUUAGCAAGUAAAAAUGGCAAAACACCUAACUUUCACUUGCCCAAAUAUCCACAGCAACAAUUUAUCCAAGUAACACAGGUAUGUAAUUUGAUUUUUGCGAGAUGUUCAAAGCAUGUCUUAUUUACCGGUACCAAGUGUAAGGUCAAGAUGGCUGGAUAUCUAUGUCCAGCAAUCUUGACCAAACAAUCUUGCCCAGUAAAGGAUUUUUGUAUGUGGCCACUUUGUCUUGGCCACGUGCAUAUCUAAUCAUCAUAAUAAGCAUAUAUUAGAUAACAACUCCAAGUCAAGUGUAGUAGCAGACUGGCAAAUAUUGAAAAGAAAAGGCUUAUUCUAUUUUGCAAAACAAAACGAAACGAAACGAAACGAAACGAAAUAUAUGGGAGAGGGAGAAAAAAUGUUUAUUAACCUAAACACAGCUUAAGACAACAUUGACAAUGUGUUUGGAAGUAAUAGUUAACGAAAAAUGACGGCUUUUUACCUUUUUCGCAAAGUAGUAAUUUCAGUACAAUUACUAUUUUGCGAAAUGGCGUUUUUUCACCUUUAUUUAGCAAACAUGUCCUUUUCGUCUGAAACAAAUGAGUUCUAGUAUGGCUUAUAACAUGGGAAGUCACCAGACUCUGCGAAAUAUUAAUCAUUUUAUUGGUGGACACAAUUUGUUUCAGACGAAAAGGACAUAUUUGCUGAAUAAAGGUGAAAAAACGUCAUUUCGCAAAAUAGUAAUUCUGGCAAAAUUACUACUUUGCGAAAUGAGUUCUAGCACGGUCAAUAACAUGAGAAGUCACCAGACUCUGCGAAAUAUUAAUCAUUUUAUUGGUGGACACAAAUUUGUUUCAGACGAAAAGGACAUAUUUGCUGAAUAAAGGUGAAAAAACGUCAUUUCGCAAAAUAGUAAUUCUGGCAAAAUUACUACUUUGCGAAAUGAGUUCUAGCACGGUCAAUAAGAUGAGAAGUCACCAGACUCUGCGAAAUAUUAAUCAUUUUAUUGGUGGACACAAAUUUGUUUCAGACGAAAAGGACAUAUUUGCUGAAUAAAGGUGAAAAAACGUCAUUUCGCAAAAUAGUAAUUCUGGCAAAAUUACUACUUUGCGAAAUGAGUUCUAGCACGGUCAAUAAGAUGAGAAGUCACCAGACUCUGCGAAAUAUUAAUCAUUUUAUUGGUGGACACAAAUUUGUUUCAGACGAAAAGGACAUAUUUGCUGAAUAAAGGUGAAAAAACGUCAUUUCGCAAAAUAGUAAUUCUGGCAAAAUUACUACUUUGCGAAAUGAGUUCUAGCACGGUCAAUAAGAUGAGAAGUCGCCAGACUCUUCUUCGAAAUAUUAAUCAUUUUAUUGGCGGACACAAUUUGUUUCAGACGAAAAGGACACAUUUGCUGAAUAAAGCUGAAAAAACGUCAUUUCGCAAAAUAGUAAUUCUGGCAAAAUUACUACUUUGCGAAAUGAGUUCUAGUACGGCUAAUAAAAUGAGAAGGCGACAGACUCUUCGAAAUAUUAAUCAUUUUAUUGGUGGACACAAUUUGUUUCAGACGAAAAGGACAUGUUUGUUAAAUAAAGGUGAAAAAACGCCAUUUCGCAAAAUAGUAAUUGUAUUGAAAUUACUACUUUGCGAAAAAGGUAAAAAUCCGUCAUUUUUCGUUAACUAUUACUUCCAAACACAUUGUCAAUGUUGUCUUAAGCUGUGUUUAGGUUAAUAAGCAUUUUUUCUCCCUCUCCCAUAUAUUUCGUUUCGUUUCGUUUCGCAAAAUAGAAUAAGCCAAAAGAAAAUGAGGGGAAGAAGUUGUUGGAAAAAGAGGAGCAAAUUUUCAGCAAAAUUGUAUAGAUAGUUUUCACAGUGAUGUCAUCAAAUUGUAAAGUCAAAAUAGCGAGGUUUUGUGAAUUCUUAUUUACACUAGGUUGGAGAUAAACAAAAAGUAAAUCUUUGUACAAAGUUUUCAUUCCCGUAACACGUUUCAUUUUGAAAAUACAGCAAUUUGAUCUUCCUAGUUUUCACAGUGCGUGACACCAAAAUAGGAAUGCUGUCUCGUUCAUAAAAGUCUCUCCUCCUAAUUUUCAGCAAUAUAACCAUUUCAAGUAUUAGAAGAUAUGUUUUUGUGCAUGUAUGCUAGUUCUUGAGUUAAAAGAGAGAGCUUUUAUAGAAAUAGUGAACUCCAGAUGUUUUUGAUUUCCGGCAGCCAUAUUGGUGCACCAAAAUGGCACACCAAUAUGGCGUUUCCAUACAAAGCUCUACAAAGGUGCGUAAAAUGUUUCGUCAAAUAACUCAGAAAAUGGGGCCACAAAGACCUGACACUUAGACAUUUCAUUUUCUUGGCUUCCUCCACUGGACAGUUUCCAAUUUAUUUUUUUGUUGCGUGACAAUGAAAAUGAUCUACAUCAGUCAUGUAUACACUAGUCAACAAGCUUUUAGCCAGGAUUUGCUAAGUGGCUGUACCACCUUACAUCAUGUACCUGGGUAAAAAAACCUUGCUCUAAAAUAUUAGAUUAACUGUUAGUGCACAUCUGUUUUCCACAGCUUUUAGAUUUGUGUGUACUGGACACAGGUUCUCUUCAGUUCUCAUAUAGCAUUCUAGCAGCAUCUGCUCUGUACCACAUACUUCCUGUUAAUAUUGAACAGGUCACAGGUAAGAAAUCUGAAUAACUAAUGAAAUAAUCUAUUUUUUUUUAAUAACUACCGUAUUUAUUCGAAUAAGCGCCCAACCUUGAAUUAGCGCCCACCUCGAAUAAGCGCCCAUCCUAAAGGCAGGAAAAGUUACUAAGUGCCCAGCCUCAAAUAAGUGCCCACCCCACCUCCCUCCCACUCCCACUCAAACUCAAAUAAGUGACUACCCCCACCCCACUCCCAAAAAAUUGAAUAAAUACUAAUAAGAGACUUCCCCAAGACAGAGUUUUCUUCAAGGUAUUUUACCGGAACUGGGUGGUCGCAUUUUGUUAUUACAGUUUAUUGUUUUGUUGCAAAAUAAACAUACUACUCUUGCUGAAAAUGUUGAAAAUUUCAUAAGGGCCCAGCCCCGAAUAAGCGCCCACCUCGAAUUAGCGCCCACUCUCAAGGUCCAAAAAUUUAAUAAGCGCCCAGGGCGGUUAAUUGAAUAAAUACGGUAAAUAGUUGUGUGAAGAACAUUUGCCUUUCUGCCCGUCAUUGUCAUAAGAAAAAAUACAUUUCAUUGACAUAAUAGAUAUUUGAUUUUUAAUUAAAAUUUUGUAAUAUUAUGCAGUUAUGUUCCUAAUGCAAUUCAGGUGUACCACAUAGUUACAAAAGGCUUUCAGGUGGUUACCUAAGCAUUUGAUGACCUUUAGUUACCCCUGUAAACAUUGGAACUGUAUGUGUUGUUGUGCAAGAAACAAUCUUCUAUUAAUAUACCUGGUUACAUAAUGCAUACCAGCAACUUUUAGACAAUACUCCAUUGGAUUAGCAUAGAUCACAGAAAAGUUUUUUUCCACCUAAGUUAUAUGGACAUUUCACCUUAUGGAUAUUUUUUUCCCUUUCUGUUAUUAUGUUGAAGACGAGUUUCAUAAGAAGUUUCAUACAUCUUUCCUGCAGGUCAUAGCUGGGAAGAGCUAUACCCAUGUAUACAGUGGAUGAAAUCUUUUGCGGAUGUCACCAUUGAGAAAGGAACGCUUACACUAAAAAGUUUUGAACAUGUUUCGCGUGAAGACGCUCACAAUGUCCAAACUCAUGCUGUUGAUUUAGCUUUACUGGUCAGUAACUUAGUAGUGUAAAAGCUUUUCUCCUUGCUAUCUCUGCUCCUGAUCAUUGCAUGUCCCUAAGAUUUUGGAUUGUAUAUGCAGUGUCACAGAUUUGGAAAAAAUGAAAGAAGGAAAUUAACCUUGUAUGGUGUAUUACACACCUGUUGUACACAUACACCAUGAAUGUACAUACAGCCACUACAGUAUUCUUUUGUUUGAUGUUUCCAAUGUCACUGCGGUGUGCAAACCAUUUAAAGCAAGUUCCACUUUAUUGCUUCAUGCUUAUUGUAUUGAUAUUCUUGCCAGAGCUAGAUUCAAAACCAAUUUUAUUGUGUCUUGUUUGUGUUGAUUUUCUCACACUUUUUCAUAAGUGAAAUUUAUUUACUUCGAAACCUAAUCAUUUAUUUUGAAUUUCUUCACAUAAUAAAAUUACUGUAGUUAUAAGAGUAAUAACUUGUUUAAGAUCAUGUUUACACUAUACCAGAUGGCAUGAACACCUAUCCGAUAUCUGAAUCUCCAGUGACUUUGCAGAUGAGGGGCAGGACAGUUUUGCUUCAUUAUCAGGGGCACCCAACAACAAUUUUCAGAAAAUAUCUGUUCGGAAGACGAUUUGACAUCUAGAAUUUUCGGAACAUUUGUUGUAAAAUUUCUUGCUUGCCUGCCUCUCCUAAGAUUUUCGAACAUCUAAAAACUACUAUAAUUGCCCAUUUUUAACGGAUUUUUACCGUUAAAACGUCACCUAGAAUUUCCCGGGAGCCUUUUUUCUGGCUGAAAUUUUCGAAAAAGGUAAGUUUUGAUCCCUAUAAUUUUCGGAUCACUAGACCUUCAGCUAGGAAUAUCGGAACAGAUGAAAAAUUUUUAGGGGAUAAAAAUAUGUUAUAUCUACUGUUUAAAUACUAAAAUAAGUUUAACAAUGCCAUGUUUAAGUGGUUUUGAAGUAUAUUCUUGUUGGGUCCCCCUGCAUUAUAGAAACUGCUCCAAAAUCACUGUUAUUAUGUGUUAACAGAAGCCCUUAUAUCCACUAUGAUUAUUUUGCAUGCUGGCAAAAAAGCUAUCUGAGUUUGAACAUGGCCUUUAGUUAGAUUCACAAGUUUGUCUGUGUUAACUAUACAAUUUUCCGUGUUUUCAGGAUAAAGCUCAAGAACUUCAAAACAGCAGAUGUUCCUUUUCAUCAGAAAAUAGAUCAGUGUCACCCAUUGUGCAAUCCUUCAACCCACCAACUCCGCCAAGCAGUGCAAAAAAACCAGCAGCAAACACUGUGAUAGUCAUAGAUUGAAAACGAGUUAGUCAAAGUAAUUACAGUCUUAAUCUUAGCUUGGGGUACAAGUGUAUACACAAAAUUUUCUGACAUCCUGAUUCUUGCACUUGUCCUACACAUGUCAUAAAUACAGAAUGUUUUCUAAGAAAGCUUGUUUUCCUACAACUUAUGAGCUUGUUACAAGUAGUAAAGUGGAUGUCAAUUCCCCACUUAAGACUCCUGGGAUUAUUACUGCAGAUGUGCCACUCAGCUGUUGGCCUUCCCCCUCUGUCCCCAGUAAAAGCUUCAAAAAAGGGGCAAAUCAACAGAGAAUCCAUCUUUUGUUGUACCACCAAAUAUAGAAAUUUCAUAUAGCAAUUUUUAAUUAGGAACAUCUUUGAGUGGAGUUCAGCAAGUUAAGUCAUUUCUAAAUUAACUUUUAUGUUAGGUUGAUUUUACUUGAACCAUGAAACAGAUGCUAACAAAUAAUGCAAAAAAGCAAGAGGUAAACAAAAGAAUUAGUGUGUAGUAUUGUACUACCUAUUUCACGGUUCAAGUAAAAUCACUAAAGAAGCUAACUGCUUUAAAUGGGUCUACAAUUAGAUAUAGAAACCUGGUGCAGCAAAACAAGAUACAUUAUUUCCAAUGGGAUGACGUGUUUAAUGGUUACUUGUGACAAUGCACAGCAUGGUCUUCAAAGAAAAAAAAGAGGAAAAUAAAUGUGAAAUUUGGCAGUUUCACUUUUUAUCCUAAACUGAGAGGCGCUAAAUUGUAACAUUUUGUGGACAAUAUUGGUCAACUUGAAACUGCAAGUAAAACAGUUUGUUCAAGAAAUGACUGAUCAGAGUGUUUUUGAUAAACCUUUCUGGCAUUUUUGGAAAGUUUAAUGAAUGUGCUGGACACAACUCUGACUUCCAGAAAUGAGAAGGUAAUUAUACUUUUCAUUUUUAAAAUAAUUAUCUAUUUGUAGUAUUUUAAUUCACGUGUUAUAGAUACGCAUACAUAUUAAACGAUUUGUGCAAGAAUUUAUUGUAUAAGAAGUAAAUUGUUUGGUAUUAAAGUUCUGAAAACUUUGCAUUUCCUUUGUCAAGAGGCUUAAAGUAGGGUAAAGAUUACCUCAACAACAUUGCAAUAUUAUUAUUCAUAGUCAUGUUUUAUCAAGUCAUCAUGGUCUGUACAUAGCCUGCUAAGAGCAAGGAGUGUAAAGGCCUACAACUUGUAAUUAUGUAGUUUAGGCUACUGAAUUUUUUUAAAGAGAAUUAUUUCUUGUAAAAUAUUUUAAGGAAAAACAUGAAAAUUUGUACAUUUUCUACACAUGCAUGUUAGAUUCCAGUUUGUAUGAAG
Molecule: messenger RNA, 14615 nt
Organism: Porites evermanni
Lineage: Eukaryota; Metazoa; Cnidaria; Anthozoa; Scleractinia; Poritidae
Source: the annotation of a GenBank genome assembly